Molecule: messenger RNA, 7571 nt
Organism: Zootoca vivipara (common lizard)
Lineage: Eukaryota; Metazoa; Chordata; Lepidosauria; Squamata; Lacertidae
Gene: ADSS1
Product: adenylosuccinate synthase 1
Biological process (GO): 'de novo' AMP biosynthetic process; IMP metabolic process
Cellular component (GO): cytoplasm
Molecular function (GO): GTP binding; adenylosuccinate synthase activity
Source: RefSeq, a predicted model, not a curated record
AACUAAAUUCUGCUACAUAGAUGUGGCCUGAGUCUGUAAGAAUAGGGCACCCUGUAUUUGAUCUCCUCAGCAUAUUAAUAAAUAGAAAUGAUCAAUACAUAUUGACUUCCAAGAGGGCUCUGCAUGACCAAACUCUAGAUUUACAGGGACCACAGGCAACAUGACAGCACCCUGAUCAUAAAUGGGGCAUGUUGAAUUCCUGGAUGGAGUAAAAAUGUUGUGUGAUGAAGAGAAUAAUAGGGGCCCAGACAGGAAGCUCCUGCUCAGAAAAGUCUGAUCCGGCAAACUUUUAGUUUUAAUUGCCCUUAAGUAAUUACCAAAAUAUCAAGGGUGUAGUAUAUGUGGUGCUGAUCUCCCAAGAAGUCUGGUUGUUUCUGCUCUAGGCUACUUCAGUGCUGCCGAAGCAGUGGUCUUUCACAAUCACCUGGAAGCAGAAUUAAAACAGUAGUUCCACAUGACAAUAUUGUGCUUUAUUUCCCAUAAAAAUCCCACAAAGCCUGUUGCUUAGUAUGUUUUAAUUGAAAGUAAGUCUUGCUCAACAAUGGUUUCACUUACUCACUCCUAGCCCUUUAAUUGUUUUCACAUCAGCCAUGAUAUUUCUGAAAUGAACUUUCAGUUAGUUCUUGGUACCUACUGGCAUAUGUUGUUGUUUAGUCGUUUAGCCGUGUUCGACUCUUCGUGACCCCAUGGACCAGAGCACACCAGGCACUCCUGUCUUCCACUGCCUCCUGCAGUUUGGUCAGACUCAUGUUGGUGGCUUCAAGAACACUGUCCAACCACCUCGUCCUCUGUCGUCCCCUUCUCCUUGUGCCCUCAGUCUUUCCCAACAUCAGGGUCUUUUCCAGGGAGUCUUCUCUUCUCAUGAGGUGGCCAAAGUAUUGGAGCCUCAGCUUCAAGAUCUGUUCUGGCAUAUAAUUGUGGUUAAAAAAAAUUAACAAUUUAUCUGGCUUAACAGAAUAAAUAAGUCAUUAGAAGACAUGCUGGCAGGGUUUCAAUUAACUCAUUAAUUAAAAGGAUCAGUUCAGGAAAUCAUUGAAUCAUAGAGUUGGAAACGACUUCAAAGGUCAUCUGCCAUCGCAUGAAAUCAGCAUCAAUGAAUGGUGCCCCAAAAGAUUGGGGAUAUUGCCAAAAAACCACUGGAAUGAGGCAUUUUGACAUCAGUGUCAUCUAGAGUCUAUAAAAAAUAAACAAAUUAUUUCUGUUCUAGGGAAAAUAGCUGGUUUGUUAGCAAUGCUCAUGAGCUUGGUUAGGCUGAGGAUGGUGGCUGUCCCUGGGUCACUAUCCACUGUUCUUAUUAGCUCUUUCACCUCCAUGCAAGAUGUUCUGCUACAGGUCCUGCAUCUUAGAACAUGGUGGCUCUUCCUUCGUGACACUACACAGAAAUGGCAACAUGUUGCUUCCUCAUUAUGGGAAACCUGGGCACUAUUGAUAUCCUGUACAACUUGGACAUUAAAAAGACAUUAAGUUGUCCAGAGGCAGAUUUGGGUGUUGGAAUACCAGUCUGAUUCUUUAUGUGAGCUAUAUAUUAGAGGUAACAAAAUUGAUGUAUGACAGUCUUUCCUUCUGCAGUGCCCCAUUGUUCAAGAUGUUUCCCUUAAUAAUGAAGUUGACUUGACCAAAAUAUAUUUGCAAUCUGGUCUAGUCAAAUUCAAUACCCCUUGAUUGAUUGCUUUAGGGCAGACAUAGGCAAACUUGGCCCUCCAGAUGUUUUGGGGCUACAACUCCCAUCAUCCGUGACCACUGGUCCUGUUAGCUAGGGAUGAUGGAAGUUGUAGUCCCAAAACAUCUGGAGGGCGAGUUUGCCUAUGCCUGCUUUAGGGCUUGGAGAAGCAGCCGCAAUCGGGGAAAAGAGCAGCUGGGAUUUCCCCCUCUCCUCCAUUAUGUUUGUAGAGUUACUGAAGCUACUGCUAAUCCUGGACCAGAUAAGGUGUAGCAAUAUAUGGGAAUCUGCCCUCAUGGCUCUAUGGAAAUAAUGUUGCAUGCACACCCUGAGACUUGAUAAGAAAUGGAGCAAGUAGUCCAGCUCACAGCUAGUCUCAACCCACCCAGGCAGGCCACAGAAGGAGACGCAUUCUUUUCUGUAGUUGGAAUCGGAUCCAACAGUGUUCCCUAGGUAUAUGUCCUUCAUGAAGCUCUGCAGCAGUUUAUCUUCCAGAUAGGUUGUAUGUAUGCCAGGAUCCCACAGUGUCUGACCAGCAUGUGGUAGGGGAAAUUCAGCUUCAAGUAAAAGUGAAUUCCUCCUCAUUAGGAGCAAAACCAGUCUUCCGCCUAUGAUGGAUGGCAAAGGCUUCCAGUAUUUUACCAGGCUAUACUUGCAGUCAUGCUUCUCUCCCUCCCAGUCCACCCCUGUCAUGCCCAUGUACUGGCUGUUAUAGUAGAUAGGUCAGUGAGCUGGAAAGUGAUACCUCGUCGACCUAUUUAGAACAGCUCUGAAAGAUCUGGCAGGGCAGUAAUGAAAACAAGCAAACCUACUGGAGCGUAGGAAGUUGGCAUAUACAGUUCGGCAUGAAAAAUCAGUUUUAUGUACCCUGCUUUCUUGUCCUGUGCAUUGUUUGUUGUGCAAUAGUGUAAACUUUGUUAAUAAUGCUCUUGCUGAAAGAAAUCAUACUUAAUAGUAUGUAACUGAAGCACAGACUCAGGGUGACUGACCCCUAGUGGAUGUUAAGUCCAGAGAAGGAAGAUUGGGAGCAGAUUGGAAAUUAACUGUGAAUUAACCGGGUUUCCCCACAGCAGCACAAAUCCACGUAGUCAGGCUUCAGGAGUGCUUGAUCUCAGUUCAGUGUGCCAUCGGUCUUCAACUGCAUUGGCACAACAAAGAAAGGGAUUGGACCAACCUAUUCUUCCAAAGCGGCACGGACAGGACUUCGGAUAUGUGAUCUUCUGUCAGACUUUGAUGAAUUUUCUUCAAGAUUUAAGAAUCUUGCUCACCAGUACAAGUCGAUGUUUCCUUCUUUAGAAGUUGACACAGAAGGACAGCUAAAAAAACUAAAGGGCUAUGCUGAAAAAAUAAGACCAAUGGUCCGAGAUGGUGUUUAUUUUAUGUAUGAAGCGCUGCAUGGCUCUCCAAAGAAAAUUCUUGUGGAGGGUGCCAACGCAGCACUGCUCGACAUUGAUUUCGGCACAUAUCCCUUUGUGACGUCCUCCAACUGCACUGUGGGCGGUGUGUGCACCGGGCUUGGUAUUCCUCCCCAGUAUAUUGGAGAAGUGUAUGGUGUAGUGAAGGCCUACACAACAAGAGUGGGAAUUGGAGCCUUUCCCACUGAACAGAUAAAUGAAAUGGGAGAUCUCUUACAGUCCCGAGGCCAUGAAUGGGGAGUGACCACAGGCAGAAAAAGGCGCUGUGGCUGGCUUGACCUUGUCAUAUUGAGAUACGCUCAUAUGAUCAACGGAUUCACUGCCCUGGCAUUAACAAAACUGGAUAUUCUGGAUGUAUUUGAUGAAAUCAAAAUUGGUGUAGCUUACAAGCUGGGUGGCAAAAGAAUUCCAUAUUUUCCAGCUAACCAGGAAAUACUGCAGAAAGUGGAGGUGGAGUAUGAAACAAUGCCAGGGUGGAAAACCGACACAACAAGUGUCAGAAAAUGGGAGGAACUUCCGCCUAAGGCACAAAAUUACAUUCGGUUUGUGGAGAACCACGUCGGGGUAGCAGUGAAAUGGGUUGGAGUUGGAAAAUCAAGGGAAUCGAUGAUCCAGCUCUUUUAAACACACAAAGAACAUAUGUGCCAAGAAGCAGUUUAUUGUACAUCUGUUCCUUUCUGUACCCAAACCGAGAUGAAGAUGCUGUUCUUCCUCGACUAUGAUUAUACAUGCCUUGUACUUGUCAUAUUCUCAAGUAAACGUAUCCAAAAAUUAGGAACACAGAAUAAGAACAGAAAUUUUGGGGAGGGGAAUCUUAAGGUCACAUUUAAAAAGUGCCAAACCUGCACUGAAUUAUUUCUCCAACUUGCUACCAAUACAGUGGUACCUCUGGUUAAGAACUUAAUUUGUUCUGGAGGUCUGUUCUUAACCUGAAACUGUUCUUAACCUGAAGCACCACUUUAGCUAAUGGGGCCUCCUGCUGCCGCCACGCCACCGCCGCACAAUUUCUGUUCUCAUCCUGAAGCAAAGUUCUUAACCCGAGGUACUAUUUCUGGGUUAGCGGAGUCUGUAACCUGAAGCGUUUGUAACCCGAGGUACCACUGUAGUGAAGUUUAUUCCAGAUUGCAGAAGGUGUAAGAAGGAGGUUCCUAUUCCUAUGUCAGGAAGCAAUAAUAUGGCAGUGUUCAAUGUAUGUGGCAUUUAAAAUUGUGCUGGUUAUGGAGCACUGCACUUGUGUAAAAGCCAGCACAAUUCAGUAAUUCUCUUUCAAGCCCAGCAGUCAAAGUGACUACUUAUUUUAGAAAUAAAAGCUCUUCAGACAUAAAGGGAGAAGAGAUGCAAAAGAAGUUAUGUCAUGGGAGGAAGGAAGGCAAUAGCUUAAGUCCUUUUGUUGGCAGUGGGUCAAACUGAAAAUAGCUGACAGACCUAAGGGAUAAAGAGCUUCCCUUGAAAUAUUUCCCAAUAGGCACUCCACAUGAAGUCCUUUGGAGAUGGUGCUCUCUUGUGCCAUUGUGCAGUAGGCACAAGGACAAAGAAACCACAGCAAAGUAAGAAAAUGUCCGGGGAAGCCAGUCUUUGCAACAUCCUGAAGUGCAUCACCACAUGGCCAGUGUGUGAGUUCACUACAUCCUUCAUUACAGCUGAGUAGAGCCCCGGUCUUGGACCCUAUGUUGCCAAGCCAUAGCAUGGAUUCCCUUCCACCAACAUUACUUGCCACUACUUAGAUAGGUAGAUUUAAAAGAGGAUUAGAUAGAUUAAUGGAGGAUAUCUAUUGUCAUCUACUAACUCGUGGCUGUGUUCUGUCUCCACAUCUGAAUACCAGUUCUGGAGUGGAGAGUGUCUGUUGUACUUGGGUCCUGCUUGUGUGAUUCCUGUGGGCACCUGGUUGGCCAUUAUAAGAACAGGUCACUUGCUUCAGCCAGAGGGCUCUUCUUAUGUUCUUAAAACAAGUUACCUAGAGCAGCUCCUCAUCAGCCUUUCAAAUAAUGAGUAGAGAAUGAUAGUGUUUUUUUUCCUAUGGAGCUGCGCUAUUUUGGACUGUGGGGCAAUUCUUUUACGUACAAUGAAUGUCUCCAAUCCCAGCAAAAUAAGCAGUGUGUAUGAAGGAGGAAUCCUUUUGAUUCAUGCAGAAUAGCAGUGGUUUUUUAAAAAUUAUUAUUCUGUGUUAUUAUUAUUCCAUGUGAAGAAGAGGGCCUAGGGCUCGGAUCUGUUGCUGCUUGCCUCUAUUUUUAAACAAUGAUUAAUUGUGCCAUCGGAACUACAUGUUCCCCAUGAAUAUGAGUGUGUUGUGGGGCAAUGAAGUGCCAAGCUGGAAUGACAUAAAGGUGAAUGUUGGUCUGGAUGCACUUUUAAGGUCACUGCUUCCAGUAGCAAAGGUUGUGACGGCCUCUGUCCAUCCAUCUGUAUCACGGAGGAUACUUGCCUUACUAGGUUGUUUGAAGCAUUAUAACUAGAUAUUGCCUGUGAAGUGCCUUGAACCCUAGAAAGGGCUAUACAGAUUCUAAGUAUUGUGAUUCUGAUCUUAUUGAGGCCAUUACACAAUGAACAAGUUUUAAAAGAAAGCAGCCAAGGUGUGUUGCAACUGGGUGCUCCUGAAUUGUUUUUAUUGUGGGGGAUUAUGGCCCCUGCCCCUUGCAAUACCAUUGCUUUGGACAGCUUGGAAAUGGAGAUCAUAGUUUAGUUAUUCAUAACUAAUAGAAACUCAGGAACAGAGAGCACUGCAUUGAGACUCACUGCCUUCUGCUUAUUAGUUAACAAUGGUUACAAUUCAACACUGAACUAAGCACACCUAAGCCCAGUGAAAACCAAUGAGCUUUGGUGGUUUGGAUUGUGACCAAUGCCUUUCCUGGGAUCCAGAGUAGUGUGUGUGCUUUCACAAAGGUGUCUCUUAAUUUUUCCUUUUGGUGGCAUCCUCUCACGGAGGCUGCUGCCGGGAGAGCUGAAAAACCUUGUGGACAAUCUUUUACAUCUCUGGUUCCUAGUCCAUAUCUCUGCCUUAGUUUUGCCAGUUGGAACAUGGCAGGUAAUACUUGCUUACCUACCUCAUGUAGACAAAGUAGGCUCUAGCUCGCACUCAAUGCUACACUUGUUAGUCUUUAAGGUGCCGGAGGGUUCUUUGUGUUUGCUGCAACAGACUGCUCUGGAAUAAUUUUUGUAUGUUCUUAUGAGAAUCAUGGUGGGCCUCAGCCUUUUGAGAAGACUAACUUUCUGACUCACAGAUUAUGUUGACUUAACUUUGAGACUUAAAUGUUUUGUUAAAUAAUUUGUAAAAGCGCUUUUAAUUGACAGGGAUCUAGGAGGACCACUGCCAGGUCAGUUUUCGUUGCUGUCACAAAUAGCCCAAGAAUUCUUCCCUCAACCCAUGGUGCCUUGGCGUAUAUGCAUUUGGACAAAGUACACCAAAGUGGCCUUUUGCCUUGCAGUUAUCAAGCUUUGCUCUAUAAUCACUUAGGAGUGACUUGCUUACUGUACCUUGUGACUUGCCUCCUGCUUUGUAAUUUGAAAUGGCAUUGUUGUCAAUUAUUUUUGCCCAAUCGACUUUUUUUUCACACUACUAACAAGAUGCACACAGAAUUGUUAGAGGAGGAGGAGGGGUCCUUGUAGGCCAUCUUGUCCAAUCUCCUGAUUGUGACUAUCCAGAGCUAGUGCGUCCUUAAUAGAUAACUAUUUGAUGUAUGCAAAGCCUGCUGCUGAAGUCUUGCAAUAUAGGAUGCUUAAACUUUUUCCAAAGUCUGUGUCAGUUGAGCAGCCUAACCUGGGGCAACCUGAACCACAGCCUGCUGGGAAGUGUUCCCGUGCAACAUCCAGUGAAAUUAAUGUGAGCUGUGCAAGAAUGUUGCUUUGAUAAAUCACAUUCGCUUCAGUUGAGCUGGCAUGGAAGAACUCACUAGAACACCAUGCCCAAUGACAUCAGGCUUUUUAGUUUGCACUAAAUCACAGUUGACCUUGUGUUCUAUAGCUUUAUUCUGUUUUAACUCAUCUAUGAAGAAUGUUAUUAAGUUAUUUUAAUUGCAAUCUGUUCUCAGUAAGUAAUAGCACUGAAUAAAAUUCAAUUUAUUUUUAUUUAUUAGGGAAUCAUGUUACAGUCCACAGUUAUUCAAACCAGCAUAAGAAAUGUUUUUCUGUACAAUGCAUGCUUCUCUCUUGACGGUAUCCUGUUAAAUAUUAUAUUGGCCAUUCACUUGAAAUUUGGUUAUAAUUAGUUUCACAGGUUACAUUUAAUAUUCAUAACCUGAAGCAAAUUGGUAUGGUUGAAUUAAUAGGGUUGAAAACAGCAUGGCAAGACAGUGAAAAUGUCUUAAUUGUGCAUCACAGCAAGGACUAUAGUAACACUUUUGUGAUGCUCUAUCACACUUGCUGAUACUAGCUGGGUGCACACAAUUCAACAGAUGCACUAGAAGUGUUCUCUUGAUUUAUUUUUGUAUAUGGUCAAUCAAUAGGGAUGUACACUUUUAUCUUACAGCUCUUUGCUUUAUAAAGCCUUACAAGAGUAAGAA